GGGGCGCGCUCAGCGGCGCGCGCGACUUCAGCUCAGCUCUCACGGAGUGGGCUCUGUUCACGCUGGGCGCCCCUCCCCGAAAUCCCUCACCAGUGCUGUAAGCCGCUUGAGCAAGAUAAAGUAAAUCAACUUUGCACUUGACGAGGGUUUUUUUUUUUUUUUGUUUUUUUUGCCCAUACGUCUGUUCUGGAGAAAAGAAAUGCAAAUGAGCGUCAUUUUCCCUCCGUUAUGGAUCCUUCUGUUCUGUGUAGUUGCAGUUUUUACCUCUGCGCGUGGAGAUGAUGAUGCGCUUCUUAAAGAGGACAUUGUUGGAAGUCUUCCAACUCCAGAGAGUGACAGGAAUGCUCUCCAGGCUCCAAUUAAGUACAGCAUGAGGAGGUCCUUGGAUCUGGAUGAAGAAGGCUGUUACCUGGAGCUUGGGCACAGGGAGUGUUUGCGGGAGUGUGGCUUCAACGCAACAGCUAAGACGAUCUUUGUCAUUCACGGAUGGACAAUGAGUGGCAUGUUUGAGAGCUGGAUGAAGCAGCUGGUGAGGGCGCUGCAGGUCCGAGAGCCAGACGCCAAUGUGGUGGUUGUGGACUGGCUUGCUUUUGCACAGCAGCUGUACCCCGAUGCUGUCAACCACACCAGACAGGUUGGGAAGAGCGUUGCGGCUUUGCUGGACUGGCUGAAGGAGGAGCAACAGCUUCCUUUGGACCAGGUGCACAUGAUUGGCUACAGUUUGGGGGCCCAUGUAGCAGGCUAUGCUGGGUCCUUUGUGCAUGGAACUGUUGGCAGAAUCACUGGUUUGGAUCCAGCUGGCCCCAUGUUUGAGGGUGUGGAUGAAGAUCGCAGACUGUCUCCUGAUGAUGCAGACUUUGUGGAUGUCUUGCACACCUACACGCGGGAGGCCCUGGGGGUAAGCAUCGGAAUCCAGCAGCCCAUCGGCGACAUUGACAUCUAUCCCAAUGGCGGACAAGUUCAACCAGGCUGCCGGUUGAGUGACGUGCUCGCCACUGCAGCAGCAGGAAACUUUGUGGAUGUCAUGAAAUGUGAGCAUGAGAGGGCUGUCCACCUCUUUGUGGACUCGCUGCUCAACAAAGACCACCUGAGCUUCGCCUACCAGUGCACUGGGCCAGAACGCUUCAACAAGGGGAUCUGCCUGAGCUGCCGCAAGAACCGCUGCAACAAACUGGGCUAUGGCGCGAAGAGAGUGCGCAAGCGACGGAACAGUAAAAUGUACCUCAAGACCCGUGCCGACACGCCCUUUGGAGGUUAUCAUUACCAGAUGAAGAUGCAUGUAUUCAACAGGAAGCGGGCAGACGAUGCAGAUCCCACUUUCUUUGUGAAACUCUACGGCAUGCACAACGACACCAGUGAUCUCAGUGUAGAUGUGUCAGACAAGGUGGGUCUGAACAUGACCAAUACCUUCCUAGUCUUCACAGAAGAUGACAUUGGUGACUUGCUGAAAAUCAGGCUUUCGUGGGAGGGAGUUACUGACUCUUGGAGCUCAGUUUGGAAGAAACUGAAGACCACUUUCUGGUCCUCGUCCAGUUCUUCUGCUAACCCUGUGCUAGAGGUGCGACGCAUCAGAGUCAAGUGCGGGGAGACUCAAGAUAAGUUUACAUUUUGUGCUGAAGAUCCGUCUUCAACUGAGAUUUCACCAGGGAAUGAAAUCUGGUUUACAAAGUGCCGUGAUGGCUGGGAGGUGAAGCCAAGAAAAAGACUGCAUUUUUAAAAAGUGGACUUCUGCACUUGAGCAGUGACACCACAGAGGAACCAGCCAUAGGGACCCUAGUGGCAUUGAAGAGCUGCCCCUCUCCGCACUUUGGAAUAAUGAGGCAGGGAUGCCAUAGCAACCGUUUCCAUACAAGUGAUGGACUGGUCCUUCUUUCCUCACUCCAGCCAGCUACCUAGACACCCUAGAAGGCGUAGUUAUGGGGAGGGUUUGGACUUCGUGAACACUGUCUUUGUACGUUCUAAUUUAUUAAAAGAAAGCACUGUAAGACCAAGUUAAUUUAUAUUCAUGAGGCGCAUGGGCAAUAAGGCACACAGAUGCUUGUUGCAAAGUAUUUAAUUCCAUACAUAUGUAUGUGGUUUGACCAAAUUGUCUGGUUUUUGGGGAGUUGUGAACAAUGUUCAGUACUGAAUAUACUGUAUUGAAGGAGGGUGUGAAAUUGCAUACUGUCAGGUUUUAAUUACAAUGUAAUUUGUGUGUUCAGAGAACAUGGGAUGAGUUUGUGUACAUAAUGUAAAUAACAUCUGACCAUUAAACAAUUCAACAGCUCUUUGUAA
Scleropages formosus (Asian bonytongue) is the source of this 2274-nucleotide messenger RNA. It is a transcript of the gene lipg, whose product is annotated as lipase, endothelial. Gene Ontology annotation, molecular function: lipoprotein lipase activity; protein binding. The record is from RefSeq and is a predicted model, not a curated record. The transcript has 10 exons. Gene Ontology annotation, biological process: lipid catabolic process. The coding region runs from base 200 to 1717 and encodes 505 amino acids. Lineage: Eukaryota; Metazoa; Chordata; Actinopteri; Osteoglossiformes; Osteoglossidae.